Cervus elaphus (red deer) is the source of this 1279-nucleotide messenger RNA. RefSeq names its product liprin-alpha-1-like. The coding region runs from base 170 to 835 and encodes 221 amino acids. The transcript has 5 exons. Lineage: Eukaryota; Metazoa; Chordata; Mammalia; Artiodactyla; Cervidae. Gene Ontology annotation, biological process: synapse organization. Gene Ontology annotation, cellular component: presynaptic active zone. The record is from RefSeq and is a predicted model, not a curated record.
UCCCACGUCCAAGGAGUUGGGAACAUAUAAUGAAGAACUGAAGGUGUGCAGGGAGCAGCUUCUUGCCAGAGAAGAAGAAAUUGCUCAGCUGAGAGCAGAGAGGAACAACACCAGGCUGCUGCUGGAACACCUGGAGCUCCUCGUUUCCCGGUAUGUACCAUCCCUCCGGAUGACGGCGGACAAGCAGCAGGCGCAGUCCCCAGCCGGCAUGAUCAGCGAGGUGGAGGUGCUCAGGGCGCUGAAGUUUCUAUUUGAGCACCACAAGGCCCUGGACGAGAAGUUGAGACAGCAGGCCCGCGUGCCGGCCACCGUGGCCCAGGCCUUCGAAAGAGACGAAGGCGUGUCUGACGGCGAGGGCGACGGGGUCACCCUCCUCAGCUCGGCUGUUCAGCUGCCGCCCAGUGGGCAGGCUGAUGCCAGGACUCUUCCUGCGAUUCUUCAGGAGAAGCUGGACGCCACCAACCAAGAGAUCCGGUGGAUCCAAGAAGAGGAGAACACCGAGCAGCGGGCCAAGGAGACUGAGAGCAGGGUGGGCAAGGCGAGCUCAGGCAGCCUUCGUCGUUUUAAAUCAGUGAGCUCCCUCGACCUGUAUUUUGCCUCCUCGCUUGCCAGCUCCUGCCCGCCCAGCAGUGUGCCCGCCACGCCCCGAAUGAGGCGUCGAAGGCCAGCGCGGAACAUAGACCGGCUGGGCUUCAUGCCUCUGGUAUGUGUCUGCCUCCUCCCUGCCACGUCCCUCCCCCAGCAUACUGGUUUUCUUUUUUUGUUUGUUUUUUGUUUUCUUGUCUUUUUACCCAGAAGAAAAUCAGGUACAUUUUCCACACUCAGAGGUCUAUGAUUUUUAAAACUGCCUAGUCUUUAAUCAUUCCGUAAUCGCACAGUGACCAGUUAGUCUUGAUAUUUGGACCACCGGCUUAGCUCGUCAUCAUGAGCUCAGCCAGAGCCUGCCUCUGUAACGCUGGGCCUGGCCUGUGCUGGGCGCAGCAGCUGCAGGAAAGUUUCUGUUCUCAGGGAGCAGACAACUUUGUGAAAGUUCUCAUGGCAGUUCUCAUGGCGUGUGAAAACCGUGCAGCACAUUUUCCACUGGGGAUGCCUGGCUGCACGGUGCAGGGCAUGCGGUGGGAAGAAAACCAAAAAUCUAAACUGGUCUGCUUGCUGAUGGACCUGGCCGCGCACUCAGGCCCGCUCUGCGUGUGAAACCAGGUUCAAAGCCCGGUGCCCCAGGGCCCCAGGGAAGAAGUCGGGCUUCCUCACUCUCCCGAGUCUGAAAACGGGAUGACGA